AUGCUGACACUCUUCCUGCCCAGCUACGUCCUUGCGGUGGCGACUACUACCUUCUUCCUCAACACUUUUCACAUGAUGCGCACUUCCAAGUUCAGAAAGCUUGCCAAGGUCCCCUACCCCGCUCCCUAUGCCUCAGAGGAAGAGGCUGCAAAGAAUCCGAGCGCGUCCAAGUUCAACUGUGCCCAGCGUGCCCACGCCAAUUUCACCGAGAACCUAACUCCUUUCCUCGGCGCCCUCUUCGUUGCUGGUGUUCAGCAUCCCGUCCCUGCUGCCACGCUCGGCGGCAUCUGGUCUCUCUCGCGUCUGAUCUAUGUCCUCGGAUACACUAGCGACGCUGGCCCUAAGGGUCGUCUCCUCGGUUUUGCCGGUAGUGCCAUCAGCGACCUUGUCCUCAAGGGUAUUGCCGCAUAUACUUGUUACCAGCUCAUUGUAUAG
Cordyceps militaris CM01 is the source of this 435-nucleotide messenger RNA. RefSeq names its product microsomal glutathione S-transferase 3, putative. The record is from RefSeq and is a predicted model, not a curated record. Gene Ontology annotation, cellular component: endoplasmic reticulum; nuclear envelope; membrane. The transcript has 3 exons. Gene Ontology annotation, molecular function: glutathione peroxidase activity; glutathione transferase activity. The coding region runs from base 1 to 435 and encodes 144 amino acids. NCBI's taxonomy places the organism in Eukaryota, Fungi, Ascomycota, Sordariomycetes, Hypocreales, Cordycipitaceae.